AUGGGGAAAAAAUUGGCAGGGCCUAUCGGCACGGAGACUACCCUCAUCAAUACCCAAAGCAGUCCUGGAGCUUCUUCUCGGGGAGAAACCGGACUGGACAUCACAGGCCUGGAUAAGGCUGUGGAAUUCUAUUUUCACCACGCCCUAGCCCCCUCUACACAACGCACCUACACCUCAGCACAAGCACGGUACCUCUCCUUUUGCACACAAUUCGACAUCACCCCCUUACCACUCCAAGAAACACAUCUCUGCCGAUACGUAUCUUGGUUGGCCAAAGACAACAUUGCACAUACCACAGUUAAAUCUUAUCUCUCGGCACUAAGGCACUUGCAAAUAGCUUGCAAUUUCCCAGACCCCAUGAUCUCCACUUUUCCCAAGUUGGAAGGUGUCAUCCGGGGCAUUAAAAUGCAGCAGGCACGCCAUAAGACAUCCUCCCCAAAACGGCUCCCAAUUACCCUAGCCCAUCUUCACAAACUACGUUCCUUUUUCGCAUCAAAAGGGAACGAGGCAGACUCGUUCAUGCUGUGGGCAGCCAUAUGCACUUGCUUCUUUGGCUUCAUGCGAUCGGGUGAAAUGACCAUCCCAUCGGAGUCUGCAUUCGACCCAUCCUCCCACCUAUGUUUCAAUGACGUGUCAGUGGACAAUAUUGCUGAUCCCCAAGUGGUCAAGGUUUGCCUGAAAGCAUCUAAAACAGAUCCGUUUCGCCAAGGGGUCGAAAUAGUCCUUGGCCGAACCAAUAAUCCUCUGUGCCCAGUGACAGCGUUGCUGUCAUAUCUCGCACUCCGAGGUAACCGUCAGGGUUUUCUAUUUUUAUUUGCGGACGGACGCCCUCUCACCAAGUCUAGAUUUGUGUCCCAAGUCCGAGACGCUCUUUCGCGCCUGGGCGUGGACUCCUCUAGGUACGCUGGCCACUCAUUUCGGAUUGGGGCCGCCACUGCUGCCGGGGCCCACGGUCUCAGCGAACCUGUCAUCCAAAUGCUGGGCAGAUGGAAAAGCUCAGCAUACCAACUCUAUAUUCGCACCAAACUCGCUAGCUAUUCAGCAGUUAUUAGUACAGAACCCGCACCUUAA
Molecule: messenger RNA, 1071 nt
Organism: Halichondria panicea
Lineage: Eukaryota; Metazoa; Porifera; Demospongiae; Suberitida; Halichondriidae
Exons: 2
Coding region: 1-1071 (356 amino acids)
Biological process (GO): DNA integration; DNA recombination
Molecular function (GO): DNA binding
Source: RefSeq, a predicted model, not a curated record